This is a messenger RNA of Myripristis murdjan (pinecone soldierfish), 5246 nucleotides long. It is a transcript of the gene ppfia4, whose product is annotated as PTPRF interacting protein alpha 4. Gene Ontology annotation, molecular function: protein binding. The record is from RefSeq and is a predicted model, not a curated record. Gene Ontology annotation, biological process: synapse organization. The coding region runs from base 7 to 3576 and encodes 1189 amino acids. The transcript has 30 exons. NCBI's taxonomy places the organism in Eukaryota, Metazoa, Chordata, Actinopteri, Holocentriformes, Holocentridae. Gene Ontology annotation, cellular component: presynaptic active zone.
GGAAAGAUGAUGUGCGAGGUGAUGCCGACCAUCACCGAGGGAGACUCGGCUGGUCCUCCGAGAGGCACCGGGGGCGUCCAGAACGGCUCGGACCAGGAGGCCAACUUCGAGCAGCUGAUGGUCAACAUGCUGGACGAGAGAGACAAGCUCCUGGAGUCCCUUAGGGAGACUCAGGAGACCCUGAUCCAGUCUCAGACCAAGCUGCAGGGGGCGCUGCAUGAAAGGGACGUGCUCCAGCGGCAGAUCAACGCUGCGCUGCCUCAGGAGUUUGCCACCCUGACGAAGGAGCUGAACGUGUGUCGGGAGCAGCUGCUGGAGAAAGAGGAGGAGAUAUCGGAGCUGAAGGCUGAGAGGAACAACACCAGGCUGCUGCUGGAGCACCUGGAGUGUCUGGUGUCUCGUCACGAGCGCAGUCUGAGGAUGACAGUGGUGAAGAGACAAGCACCGCCACCGUCUGGAGUCUCCAGUGAGGUGGAGGUCCUCAAAGCACUAAAAUCUUUGUUUGAGCACCAUAAGGCUCUGGAUGAGAAGGUGCGUGAGAGGCUUCGGGUGGCUUUGGAGAGGGUGGCCACCCUGGAGGGACAGCUAGCAGCUACUACACAAGAGUUGAACAUGGUGAGACAAAGGAAGGAUGGAGACUCUAUGGAGCGAACAGAUGGAUCCAAACCUACGUGGAAGAGGCUGCCCAACGGCUCCAUAGACGUCCAUGAUGAUGGCAGUCGGGUGGCUGAGCUGCAGGAGCUGUUGGAUCGGACCAAUCAGGAACUGGCUCAGAGUCGUGAGCGGUGCACGACUCUUAACGCCCGUAUGGCCGAGCUUGAGGCGGAGCUGGCCAACGCACGCCGAGAACUGAGUCGGAGCGAGGAGCUGUCAAUCAAACAACAGAGGGAACAGAGAGAGAGAGAGGAUAUGGAGGAGAGGAUAACAACAUUAGAGAAACGCUACUUGGCUGCCCAGCGGGAGACCACCCACAUCCAUGACCUCAACGACAAGCUUGAGAAUGAAUUGGCCACCAAGGACUCCUUGCACCGACAGAGCGAGGAGAAGGUGCGCCAGUUGCAGGAGCUGCUGGAGAUGGCAGAGCAGAGGCUGGCUCAGACCAUGAGGAAGGCUGAGACCCUGCCAGAGGUGGAGGCUGAACUGGCACAGAGAGUGGCAGCACUCUCCAAGGCUGAGGAGCGCCAUGGCAAUGUGGAGGAGCGGCUCAGACAGCUGGAGUCACAACUGGAGGAGAAGAACCAAGAGCUGGGAAGGGCGCGUCAGCGAGAGAAAAUGAAUGAGGAGCACAACAAGCGUUUAUCUGACACUGUGGAUCGUCUGCUCACUGAGUCCAAUGAAAGGCUGCAGCUCCAUUUGAAAGAACGCAUGGCUGCCCUGGAGGACAAGAAUUCUCUUAUUCAAGACCUAGAGAACUGCCAGAAACAGCUUGAAGAAUUCCACCACACCCGGGAGCGGCUGAUUGGGGAGAUUGAAAAACUGAGAAAUGAGAUUGACCAUUUGAAGCGGCGCAGUGGGGUGUUUGGAGAUGGAACUCACCCACGGUCUCACCUGGGUAGUGCCAGUGACCUGCGCUACUCGGUGGUGGAGGGCCAAGAUGGCCACUACAGCACAACUGUCAUCAGGCGGGCACAAAAGGGCCGACUGGCGGCACUGCGAGAUGAGCCAAAUAAGGACUACCCGUCGUUGCGUGGGAGUGUCAGUCACCUCCUUGGCAGCGAUAUCGAGCCAGAGUCCGAUUUGGAUGACGAUGUUAGCUCCGCCCUCCUGUCUCCCAGCGGCCAAUCAGAUGCUCAGACCCUCGCUCUCAUGCUGCAGGAGCAGCUUGACGCUAUUAAUGAAGAGAUCAGAAUGAUUCAGGUGGAGAGAGAGUCAGCAGACUUGCGUUCUGAUGAGAUUGAGUCUCGCGUGAACAGCGGCAGCAUGGACGGACUCAACGUGACACUGCGACCCCGUGCCCUGCCCACCUCUGCCACUGCCCAGUCCCUGGCAUCAUCAUCCUCCCCGCCCACCAGUGGGCGCUCUACACCUAAACACCAUGCACGCAAUGCCAGCCACCAGCUAGGCAUCAUGACUCUGCCAAGUGACUUGAGGAAACACCGCAGGAAAGUAACAUCUCCAGUUGAGGUUCGGGAGGACAAAGCCACCAUCAAGUGUGAGACAUCUCCUCCCUCCUCACCCCGUAGUUUACGGUUGGAAACCAACUUCGCCCAGUUUACAGGCAGUCUAGAGGAUGGCCGAGGCAGCAAGCAGAAAAAAGGCAUUAAGUCAUCUAUCGGCCGUCUGUUUGGGAAGAAAGAGAAGGGUCGAAUGGACCAAAAUGUGGGCAGGGAGGGGCAGCCUCUAUCAACCUUACCAGACUUUGAGAUGGGUAUUGGGGACACCAUGACUCUGGGAAAAUUGGGCACCCAGGCCGAGAGGGACCGCAGGAUGAAGAAAAAACACGAGCUUCUGGAGGAGGCCAGGAGAAGAGGGCUCCCCUUUGCCCAGUGGGACGGUCCAACUGUCGUCUCCUGGCUAGAGCUGUGGGUUGGUAUGCCAGCAUGGUAUGUGGCGGCCUGUCGCGCCAAUGUGAAGAGUGGAGCCAUCAUGUCGGCUCUGUCGGACACAGAAAUCCAAAGGGAGAUUGGCAUCAGCAACCCCCUGCACCGGCUCAAGCUGCGCCUGGCCAUUCAGGAGAUGGUCUCCCUUACCAGCCCGUCUGCACCACUCACCUCCAGAACGUCCUCCGGAAAUGUGUGGGUGACUCAUGAAGAGAUGGAGAACCUGGCUUCCUCCACUAAAGCGGAGAGUGAGGAGGGCAGCUGGGCGCAGACUCUGGCCUAUGGAGACAUGAAUCAUGAGUGGAUAGGAAAUGAAUGGCUGCCCAGCCUUGGUCUGCCCCAGUACCGCUCCUACUUCAUGGAGUGUCUGGUGGAUGCCCGCAUGCUGGACCACCUCACCAAGAAGGACCUGAGGAGCCACCUCAAGAUGGUGGACAGCUUCCACAGGGCCAGUCUGCAGUAUGGGAUUAUGUGCUUGAAGAGACUCAAUUAUGACAGGAAAGACCUAGAGCGCCGGAGAGAGGAGAGCCAACACGACAUGAAAGAUGUGCUGGUGUGGACCAAUGAGCAGGUGAUCCACUGGGUCCAGUCCAUCGGUCUGAGGGAGUAUAGUGGCAAUUUGUUGGAGAGCGGUGUCCAUGGGGCGCUCAUCGCUCUCGAUGAGACCUUCGACUACAGCAGCCUAGCACUCAUCCUGCAAAUCCCUAUGCAGAACACACAGGCACGGCAGGUCUUGGAGAGGGAGUUCAACAAUGUGCUGGCCUUGGGGACCGACCGCCGUUUGGAGGAGAGUGGGGACGAUAAGACGUUUCGGCGCUCUCCAUCGUGGCGUAAGAGGUUUCGGGCACGUGAGGGAGGCACCGGGCUGGGGAUGAUGGCGGGGUCAAUGGAGACACUACCUGCUGGCUUCCGCAUGCCCUCCAUGUCUGUGCCACCCUCCAUGAAUUUAGUGCCCAAGAAACAGCUGCAGCCUGAAGCUCCUCCCCCGGCGCCUCCGAGACUCGAUCCCUCGGCCAUACGGACCUACUCAUGCUAACUCCUCUCCGCUUACUAACAGGAGCGCUAAUGCUAACAGUGCAUUCUCAUUACUUGUAUGGACACAUGCUUGCGGCCUUUCGAGAGUGAUAUGCCAAAUCUGGAGAGGGAGACCUGGGUGCCAGAGGGGGUUUUCAUCACCAGCCCCUUUGCUCUCCAGCCUCGCCUCCCACCUUUCACUUCUCACCUCUCCUUCGGACACGUGCAAUACAGAGGCCAACUCUGACCUUUGAACUCUGAGAGUGCUCAUUUGGCUGUGCUCGCUGCUGUAAAGGAGACUCGUCCCAGUCUCUCCCAGUUUACCCCCCGUGCUCCCAGUAGCCUUGUUGUCGUGGUGUUGUGCUCCCGCUCCCCUGGUCUCAGCUGUGGGUUCUAGUCCUGGUUAUAGUGCUGACAACAUGGCCCAAGUCCAAACCAAUAUUCUGCUGCCACCACUUCCUUGGCAAUACAAUAGCUGAUUGGGUUGUGAAGGUACGAAAAAGUUAUUUAAGUGUCAAGGUGGCGGUGACUAGUCAUUGAUUUGGACUUGGGAAUGAUGAGUAAUUGUACAAAUGGCAGAUCCCAUUGCACAUUGCCCCCCCUCCUAUCGGUUAUGCAAGGUAUUACUCAUUUAUCAUUUCUGUACAUAAAAUGGAUGACUUAUGUUUUUUAUAGAAAUAUUAUAUAUAAAUAUAAAUAUAAAUAUAAAUAUAUAUAUAUUGGAAAUAUAUAUGGAGAAUAAUCUAAUAUCAUUGCUGUAUGAAACCCAAUGCCCUGUAUUUGGUAGUGACUGUUCUCUCUCUCUUUCUUUCUUUCUCUCUCUCUCUGUGUUGGACCUUUGUGUGUCUUCUGUAUGCUGUAAGUGUGGGAAUCGUUCGUGGGGGGAACACACUAAGGAGGGUUGUGUUUCUAAAAGGACUCCUCACAGGUUCAUGGGUCCAAUUUAAACUCCUCUCUUUGCCUCUUCUUUUUUUCCCCCUGUCUCCUCUCCUCUUUUGACACUAUGUAGCCGUUACCUCUCUCCUUCUCUGUCCUCCUCUCUUGCCUUCUGUAUGACACUAUGUAGCCUAGAAUAGAGAGGAUCCUUUAAUAUGAAUCUGUGCGAGUGCGUGUGUAUGUGUAUGAAUGCGUGAAACCAGUGUCUCCUUGCUCGAGACUUGAUGACGUCGAGAAGCGAAGUGCAAGGCCAAACCCCAGCCAUGCGACCAUGAGUUUUCUCUGUGGAUGGGUAGUGUGAAUACUGUAGCUCCUCUCUGUUGAUUCCUUACUUCCUUUCAAAUCAAACUGUAAACUGCUGCUCGGCAUCAGCCAACGAUAUCCAUGUAAAACUGCUCAAAGUGUCGGAGACAACACCUCUGACUCUGUCCCACCACCUCCCGUUUAAUCGCCAUGGAGACGUGCCAGAGAGUGGUCAGUGCAAACUGGCUGACCAACUCCUCGUCCAAUGAGAACACGGCAUAUCGGUGAACCAGUGAAGUAUUGGAUGGGUGUACAAUCAUUUUUUUAUUAUUAUUUUACAGUUUUUUCAAGGUGUCUAAAAGGUGUAAUGUGCUAUGUGGCAGCUAUGAGUACUGUAUGUGUAUUUAUUCCAGGUGUGAAAUGAUGCUGACAAAUCAAGAUUUUAUUAUUUGGCUAUUUAAAAAGUGUACUGUAUUUAUGACACUAUAUAGACAUAAGUAAAGCUGUUUUUUU